Molecule: messenger RNA, 1794 nt
Organism: Suillus subaureus
Lineage: Eukaryota; Fungi; Basidiomycota; Agaricomycetes; Boletales; Suillaceae
Product: histidine phosphatase superfamily
Exons: 8
Coding region: 262-1578 (438 amino acids)
Biological process (GO): dephosphorylation
Molecular function (GO): phosphatase activity
Source: RefSeq, a predicted model, not a curated record
GCACUUUUCAAUUUACAGAACGGCCAUCACGAUGCCUUCUGCGAGCUUCUAUGCGUUCGCUCCGUGCUGUUCCCUCCUUGCGUUUUCCAGGCCUUCUCCUUGCUAACCUAAUGUGAUCUAGAGUGACAAGUGCAAAGCAUACAAGCGCAGGGGCUGGCGUUCUACCAUGAUUUAAGACGAGGAUUCCAACCGUCACAACAGAACAGCAGCACUCCUCUCUAAUUCCUCAACACUCACCAACUACCUACUCCCAAUACCAACAUGACUGACGUUCUUGGUGUUCUCGUCAUCGCCCGUAAUGGUGACCGCACAGAGUACUACCAGGAUCCUAAGACCUAUGAGAGCUCCUACACUGAAAGCACUGCUCUUGGUGUUGUCCAGUCCCACCAGCUCGGAUCCUUCCUUCGCUCGACCUACAUGUCCUCGUCUUCUCCUUCAUACAUCGCGAACAUGAAAACCGACCUCGUAGAUACCCAUGAGGUUCACGUCCAUGCCAAGGCUGGCGGUGAGGGUACCGUGAUAUUUGACUCUGCUGUCGCCCUCCUCCAGGGUCUUUUCCCUCCCAACCCUGCCAACAGGAUCGUUCUUGCUAACGAGACCACUGUCGUUGCUCCCCUUGGCGGUUACCAGUACGUUCCCAUCCAGACUGUCGAUCCCGGUAACGACAGGUCCCUUGAGCCAUGGAUCGACUGCCCAGCUUUCGAGCAGCACAUCUCCAAUGUCUACUCGUCUUCUGGGUUCAAGGAGACUGCAAAGGCUGCUGGUCCUUUCUUCGGUGCUGUCAGGGACUACGUUUUCGGCCGCCCUACUACUCUUGAGAACGCUAUUUACGAUUACAUCUCGACUGGGCACUCUCACAAUAAGACCUACGCUCACCGCCUUCUUCCCACUUUGCUUGAACAGGCUCGUGGUUUUGCUGACUACCACGAGAAUGCCAUCUUCUCGGACAAGCAUGUCGGUGGCAUUGGUAACUUGGCUGGCCGCACGAUCCUCCACACGGUCUUGAACUCCCUCCAGCGGAUUGCAUUCAACGGUGACCCUCUACAGUUCCUCCUCGUUGAGACCUCCUACCAGCCUUUCAUCUCCCUAUUCCACAUGCUUGAGAUGAUCAAAGAGAACCCUGAGCUUGCCGGUAUCCCGAACUACGCUUCUGCUCUUGCCUUUGAGCUCCGUCGCGGACCUCCCCCUGAAGACCGUGACUUCGUCAGGAUCAAGUUCAAGAACGGCACCCGCGGCGACUUCGAGACCUACCAUGCUUUUGGCCACAAGUAUGACAUUGCUGCAACGGAAUUCAUCUACAGGAUCGAGAACUACGCCAUUGCCAGCCAGAAGCAAUGGGCCGCUGCUUGCAGCUCAGGUCUUACUGAUGACUGGGUCCACAGUGACUCCCAGAGCGUGAUCUCCAGCACUGUCUUUGCCAUUCUGGCUGCUGUCUUCCUCUUCGGCAUGUUCAUCCUCUCAAAAUUCAUCAGGAGCGCCCGUGCCAAGGCUCAGAACACUCGCAUCCGUCUUGCUGACGACGAGAACGUCGUCGCUCAGCCCGCUUCCAUGAGUGAGAAGCAGUGCCUUCCCUUGUAAAUGCCGGUCUAGUAGGAGUCGGAGAGGUUGAAAAAAAUCUUCACUACAUGCUUCAGCAGGGUGGGUUUCUUGUUCGAUUGGUAUCUGGACCUGCAUCGCAUUGCUUCAGACUCUUGCCACAUUUUUUCUUCUCGUUUACAACAUGACUACUGUGUAAUUUAUUAUAUAGGUUUGGGUCCCCAUAGUUAAGUUAUGAAAUUCACGCAUUUUCUCGGA